AUGAGUCAAGAGCAACGGCGGAGGCUACUGCAGGAGGAACCCAUCAAGUACGGCGAUUUAUUCAACGUUCAAGGGGAGCUGGCAAGCAUGCCGGUGACCCCGAAAGAUGCUUCUAUGAUGCAGUCGGCGGAGAAUGCCAUGCUGGGGAAGACCCUCAGGGGCGGCGCCGCUGCCGUCAUGCAGUCGGCCGCCAUGAAGAACGAGAGGGCGGGCCAUGUUGGACACAAGGAUAUGACCGCUUCUGCCGCCGAUCUCGGUGUUAGUGUAACCGAGACUGAUCUUGAAGGCAAGCGCGUCAUCGUGGAGUCUUUCGGCGGACAGGUUAUCCAAAGAGUAGAAGGAAACGCAAGGAAAAUCCAUCAACUGGUCGAGGAACAGGCGGUAGAGCACUACGAUAAAAAAGUAACGAUGCAGACGGUGGCGCCACCUUCUCGGACGCAAGAAGAUGCUAGAGUUGGGCUUGGAGGGUGCGGGGGAAUUACUAUUGGAGAAGCACUGGAAGCUACGGCCGUCACUGCCGGUAACAAGCCUGUGGAGUGGAGUGACGCCGCCGCAAUUCAGGCAGCCGAAGUGAGGGCCACAGGCCGUACCAACAUUGUCCCUGGCGGUGUCGCCGCCGCCGCUCAGUCCGCCGCCACUCUCAAUGCCCGCCUCACAAACAACACAGACAAGACCACACUCGCAGAUAUUCUCAACGAUGCGACUUCAAAGCUGCCGUCAGAUAAAGUGGCGACGAGGAAAGAUGCGGAAGGGGUAACCGUUGCAGAGAUGAGAAAUAACCCGAACCUCGCCAUUCAUCCCGCCGGCGUGUCCGUGUCCGUCACUGCUGCAGCCAGGCUUAACCAAAUUCAUAAUUAA
Prosopis cineraria is the source of this 858-nucleotide messenger RNA. Its product is annotated as late embryogenesis abundant protein D-34-like. Lineage: Eukaryota; Viridiplantae; Streptophyta; Magnoliopsida; Fabales; Fabaceae. The coding region runs from base 1 to 858 and encodes 285 amino acids. The transcript is spliced from 4 exons. The record is from RefSeq and is a predicted model, not a curated record.